GGGAUAACCUCAUUGAUUGCUUCAGCUCGAUUUGGCGACUCUUGUACGAUUCCUUGACGAUGGCGCCAUGUCUUCUAGCUCUCCCGGAUUUGAGCACACAGGGUUUGCGGGGGUGCCGAACUUCUCCAACCCAAACCCCGAAUCCUCAACUGGGGACUAGGCUUGGCCGUGGCGCAUGGCCGCUGACAGCCUCGGCUCAAACCAACGACACCAACAACCGCCGACGGCUGACGCCAGCUCUGUGAGAGGAGAUAUAUACUUAUUCAAACAUUCAUCGGCCAGUCGCCAGUUCUCUUUCCAUUGCGGACAGCUUGCCAUUCGUUGCAGUGUUCUCGUCGGCACCGCUCUAGAGAAGGCCUCAUUGUGAGCUGGGCGUAGCACAAGCCCACCAUGUCCAGCCUCAGCUCAAAGACCCCUUGGGCAGAGCCCGCCUGGCACGGCGCGCUCGAAUCACCAUACUACGACGAAUCUCACAGAGCACUUCAGAGGUACGCGCGAGAGUACGUAGACACCAACAUUGCCGCCCAUGCCCUGGAAUGGGAGGAGAAGGGCGACUGCCCCAGCCAGGCCAAGCUCGACUACAUCAACUCUGGCCUCACGUUUCUCGACAUUCCGCCGCAGUACCGCCCAGAGAAGUUCCGCACGCUUCUCGGCAUCCCUGCAGAGAAGAUGGACGUCUUCCAUUUCCUGGUCCUGAUGGAUGAGACGUUUCGCAUCGACGGCGCCGUGAGCUCUGCUCUCGCUGGAGCCAACGGGAUUGGUACCCCGCCGGUCAUCAACCACGGCACCGAGGAGCAGAAGCAGCGGUGGCUGCCAAAGCUCUUCACCCGCGAGACAAGUUUCUGCCUCGGCAUCACGGAGCCGAGCGGAGGCAGCGACGUCGGGAACAUCAAGACCACUGCCGUCAAGAGCGCCGACGGCGCCUUCUACACCGUCACGGGAGUCAAGAAGUGGAUCACGGGCGCGCAGUGGGCUACACACAUGACCACGGCAGUGCGUACGGGAGGCCCGGGACUCACGGGGAUAUCACUACUCGUGGUGCCGCUGCAGUCCCCCGGCGUCACCAUCGACAAGAUCUACAACAGCGGCCAGAACGCCGGCGGCGCCAGCUGGGUGCGGCUCGACCAGGUCCGGGUGCCGGCCGACCACCUGCUGGGCAAGGAGAACGCCGGCUUCAAGUACAUCAUGAACAACUUCAACAAGGAGCGGUUCAUGAUGUCUGUGGGCUGCAAUCGCAAGGCUCGCACCUGCCUAACCGUGGCCCUCGAGUACGCCCACGAGCGGGAGACUUUUGGGCAGACGCUGGCGAGCCACCAGAUCAUCCGGCACAAGAUCACAACGCUCGCCAGAGAGGUCGAGGCACACUGGGCCUGGCUCGAGCAGAUCGCAUACCACAUCCAGAAGCACGGUUGGCAGAGCGACUCGAUCGCCGGGCGCAUAGCGCUGGCUAAAGUCAGUGGUGGCCGCAUCCUCGAGCUGGCAGCUCGCGAGGCGCAGCAGGUCAUGGGCGGCGUGGCGUAUCAGCGAGGCGGCCCCGGAGGAGGCGGGAUAGUCGAGCAGAUCACGCGAGACCUGCGGAUGAUGGUCGUUGGCGGUGGAUCGGAGGAGAUACUCGGGGAUCUGGCCUGGCGCCAGGAGAUGAAGAAUGCGAAAGCCGCCGGAUCCAAGUUGUAAACAGUCGUGGUUUCCCGCGGUGCUUAGGUGUCUCUCUCAAAAUUGUCCUCAAAGGUGCCCUGUUGCGUUGGCAGUGCUCGAGCGGGCUUGGCUCCCUGUACCGGACCACGCCCGAAGUUAUGGGGGGAGAUUGGGGGAUAUGGACGACCCUUGAGAGCCUGGAGGUAGGCACAUGUGCAGGACAGAAAAUUUUUCAAUACGUAACCAGGAUGCAAGUCAAGGACAGGGGCCUCGUGACGGGCGCAUGUCGGAUGAGUAGCCCUGUCUGCGAGGCAUACCUGAUUCGAGCGCUUUCCGCCGAAGUUGUACAAGAACAAGAACGCAGUGACUUUUCCCCGCCUGCGGGACACUGGAGCUGUUCGUGCAGA
Messenger RNA from Microdochium trichocladiopsis, 2042 nucleotides. Its product is annotated as acyl-CoA dehydrogenase-like protein. Gene Ontology annotation, molecular function: oxidoreductase activity, acting on the CH-CH group of donors; flavin adenine dinucleotide binding. Bases 391 to 1674 code for a protein of 427 amino acids. The transcript has a single exon. NCBI's taxonomy places the organism in Eukaryota, Fungi, Ascomycota, Sordariomycetes, Xylariales, Microdochiaceae. The record is from RefSeq and is a predicted model, not a curated record.